Molecule: messenger RNA, 4824 nt
Organism: Cucurbitaria berberidis CBS 394.84
Lineage: Eukaryota; Fungi; Ascomycota; Dothideomycetes; Pleosporales; Cucurbitariaceae
Product: acetyl-CoA synthetase-like protein
Exons: 3
Coding region: 1-4824 (1607 amino acids)
Biological process (GO): amino acid activation for nonribosomal peptide biosynthetic process; secondary metabolite biosynthetic process
Cellular component (GO): cytoplasm
Molecular function (GO): catalytic activity; phosphopantetheine binding
Source: RefSeq, a predicted model, not a curated record
AUGCGUCGCAACGAGUCCCCAGUGGUCGUUCGUCGCCGGCGUGCAUCACGCCCUUCCAUCCUUGUGUUGGGAGAUGCCAAACCAUCUGCACGUCUCAUCGAGGAGGUGGUCAUGACCAAUUUGGCUCAACUUCUUGAGCUCUCUCCAGCCUAUCUCGACAAGAACAACAGCUUCAUCGGUCUUGGCGGCCAUUCACUUCUUGCUGUCAAGUUGUCCAAUGCUUGCAAAUCCGCUGGCAUUGAUCUUUCCUUGAGCAAUAUACUUCUGAGCGAGUCCAUCGAUAAGCUUUUGAACUCUGCCACCUCUUUCGAACCGUUUACGCCCAACUCUCCAAUGUCCCCUGCCAUGCGCAGAAGGUCGGUCCAGUUCUCCAAGUUCGAUGCAUUUUCCCACUCACUGGUACCGGGGUCGCCAACCUCCCGCCGCCGCCCUUCUCUUGUACCAAUAUCGCCAACUACAAUUCGCCGUCUUUCUUCGACGAUGCUUCCGGAUUCGGACAACACAUUCACCUUGACUGACAUGCAACUCUCCUUCAUCCACAGCUACAAGAAAAGCCCUGGCACCAACAUCAUCAACUUUAUCGAGACGUAUAACAACACCGACAUCCCCGCUGUGAAAGCGGCAUGGAAGACCGUCAUCGAAGGCGAGUCCAUUUUCCGCCAAAGCUUCGAUAUCGAGGCUACUGAUAGUGGUCGUCGACCAUCCAAGACUAGCUCUUUCCACUGGAACGACAUCAUCUGCGCAUCUGAUAAACACUUUAAGCACGAGAUGGAGAGCCACAAAGCUCCCGAAAAUAUCGAGUGCUCUUUUGAUUGUGUUACGUACCCAGAGUCAGACACCAGCACGAUCGUGUGGAGAGUGCAUCAUGCCUUCAUAGAUGGCAUGUCAGGCCAGUUGAUGUACGAAAAGAUGCGAAAGGUACUCGGGGGUGAGCCUAUCACAUCCGGCACACCUUUCUCCGCUGUGGCCCACCAGAUCAAGGCUCUUCAGCAGGCUACUCGUGAAAACAACCGGACUUUCUGGAAGGAGCAGAUGGACAAGCAUCCUCAGCCAGUUGGUGAGCUCGCCCUCAGUGAGCCUAGUGUUCCUGACUCCACCGCUGCCAUCGAGGAGGUGUCCUUCAACAUCCCGCUUGCGAAGAUAGCCAAGGCAUCGCGCGAGGCCGGUGUCUCACUUAUGGCCUGGUAUCAAGCUGCGUGGGCGAUGACGCUCUCCAUGUACACCGACUCUGCAUCUGUCGUCUUUGGAACUGUACUUGCAGGCCGCAAUCUUCCUGUGAAAGGUGCACAUGACACAAUCGGUCCGCUUGUCAAUACGCUGCCCUUCCAUAUCACGAUCGAUCCGAACCAGUCCGUGGCUGGCUUCUUACGAUCCGUCUUUGCGCACUCGGUUGCUCUUCAGGAUAUGCAGUGCUCGGCACCCGAAGAUGGCUUCACCAGGAGUUUCGCCUCCGCUCUUGCCAUGGAAAUGGAUUUCGCGUUGAACGACCAUCAAUCUCGCCGUCCGAUCGGUACUUCUCGUUUCAAUAUCAUACCUGACAUGCCGUUGUCAGUUUACAUGAGCGCCAAAGGCACCCUGCGACUUUGCUACAAGCCUUCUCGCUUCUUGGAGGCUGAUAUGAAGAUCCUUGCUGCACACUUUCGGAGAGCCAUGUUGCUUCUGCUCAAGUCUGACAAGCCAAUGAACAACCGCAUGUCCCAGCUCUUGACCCGCGAUUGCAAGGAGACACUCAAGGAAUAUGGAAACUGCCUCACUGACGACACUUCUCUUAUCUCCAUCAAGGAUGACCUCGUCACCCUUUUCGAGAAGGCUGCAAGGGAGAACCCGACUGGAGCUGCGAUUGAGAAGGCUGGCAUCUCUUUGACCUACGCCGAAUUGGAUAGACUUGCGAGCGCUCUUGCGAAGAAGCUGGAAGGUUAUAUUCAGCCCGGCGAGGUCGUUUGUGUCCAUGCCGACCGCUCGAUCAACUGGAUCGUCGCCAUCUACGGUAUCUUUAAGGCUGGUGGAGUCUACUCGGCGCAGGAUGCAGCACUGCCAGCCCACAUUCGCGACAUGAAUUUUCAAACAUCUGGCGCGACCUUGUUUUUGACUCCAGCAGAUUCUCAGAAGUAUAUCAAACCCGACUCCUGCAACUUGGUCCUUUCGGUUGAAGAACUCGUGCUCAAACAGCUGCCUACUGAAUACCAGGGUUUACCUCAUCGAACGACUCCCCGCAUCAACGACAACGCGUACCUGUGUUUUACAUCAGGCUCCACUGGAAAGCCCAAAGGCUGCAUGUGCCAUCAUGCCGGACUCGUCGCGUUUCAAAAAGAUCCAGAGGUGCGAUUCUUCGCCGCUCCUGGGGUGCGUAUCGCGCAAGUCAUGUCUCCCGCAUUCGACGGAAGCAUCCACGAGAUCUUCUCCGCGCUAUCCUACGGUGCAACACUCGUCCUGACCGAUGGAAUUGACCCCUUUGCACACAUCAAGAAGUCAAAUGCCGCACUCCUGACUCCUUCUGUUGCGAAAAUUCUGGAGCCACGUGACUUCCCAAACCUAAGAACUCUCUACGUUGUCGGCGAGCCAGUACCACAGUACGUCAAUGACCUAUGGUCUAGGCAUGUAAAUCUCCAAAAUAUGUACGGUCCAACCGAAGCGACUUGCGGUGCAACGAUCCAAAAGCUCAGCCCAGGACGUAAGGUCACCAUCGGUGCGCCAAACCCGACCACACGUAUCUACAUCCUCGACAGGAAUCAGCAGCUCGUUCCACCUGGCGUGGUCGGCGAGAUCUACUGUGCUGGCGUACAGGUUGCCCGUGGAUAUGUUGGCCGUCCUGAACUGACUGCUGAAAAGUUCUUACCUGACACCAUCGAGAAGCGCCCUGGUGAGAUGAUGUAUCGCACGGGUGACCGUGGUUUCUUCAACCACAACGGAGAAGUCGAGUGCCUUGGAAGGAAUGAUCGCCAGAUUAAGCUCCGUGGCUACCGAACCGACUUGAACGAUAUCGAGAUGCGUGUUGCACAGGGCAUUCCCGAGUGCACUGCGGUCGCUAUUUGCCAGAAAGACGACUACCUUGUCGCCAUGAUCCAGCCCGAAACCCUCGAUAUGUCUGAUGUCAGGGCGAGGGUAAUGAAGACGGUCCCGAUUCAUGCUGUACCGCGAAUUAUCCGCGCAGUCGAGAAGUUCCCCUUUACGCCAGCUGGCAAGAUCGACUACAAGAAGAUUGCCGAAGUGUGCACUACUGCUGCCCCGGUGGCUGCAGCUACCAAGCUUUCGGUCACUGAGAGCCAAAUUGCGCAGGUCUGGAGGGAUCUCCUCGCUCUUCCAGAGACGGACAAGAUCAGUGGGGAUUCGAACUUCGCUGAACUCGGUGGCCACUCCGUACUACAACUGCGUCUCGCAAGCAAGUUGUCAAGUGUGUAUAAGCAAAACAUCCCCAUGGCUAAGAUCAUCGGCGCGAGCACUCUCUCAGACAUGGCCAAGAUCGUCGACGAGAUCAAGGGCAGCGCUAAGUCGGAAGCUAACUCAGGCCUGAUUCCACUUGGACUGAAUAACGUCGCUCCCAUUGAAGCGGAGUGGGUCAAGAAGUACGAGAUCCAGCGCGGUACCUCGGCCUUCAAUGUCACCUUUGCUGCCGCCAUCGACGAAGAGAAGAUUGAUGUCGACCAUCUUGCAGCCUCCUGGAAUGCGGUCCUGGCUCGGUAUCCAAUCUUCCGCAGUCGGUAUCAUCCUAGCGAAAAGCACCCUCAUGGCGUUUCUCGGCAGCUCUCUAGGUAUUGCCCACAGGUAGUAAGACUUGAUGAGGACAGCUUCGAUCUCUGGCGAGAGGUUAACAGGCCGUUCCAUCUUGACCGCCAGAACCCGAUCCGCGUCUUCAUUACCGAGUCGACUAUGCUCGCAUCCAUGAGCCACAUCAUCGCUGACUUGACGACCCUGCAAGUGGUGCUCAAGGAGGUCAUGCAGUUGUACAACGAAGAGGCUCUUCCUCGAGUGCAGAGAAAGUAUGCGGAUACCGUUCAAUGGGCCAGUGAAGCCACUGAUACACAGAAGAAGUGGUGGCAGGAGUACCUCCAUGGUAGCGAAGCCAGUCAGCACCUCGUCUCACAGCUUCCCAAGCGCAGCGCAUACGACGGUGUCACGCGUCUGACCCAACUUCCCAAGCCGAUGGCAAAGCGUCUUCUCCAGUACUCGAUGCAGAACAAAGUGACACUGCACCAGAUGGCACUUGGUGCCGUCGCACUGGCCUUGCAAACUGAUAGCGACAACACCGACAUGGUCCUGGGUGGUCCGUACUUCAACCGCGGCGCCGACGAUGUUGAGACGGUCGGCCUCUUCCUCGAGCCCAUCCCGAUCCGCAUCCAGCACAGCAACGAGAAGGGGUCAUUCAUGUCCACCGUCCAGUCUGCCAGUCAAUCCGCAAUCGCCAACGCAAUCCCAUGGAACCAGAUCCUUUCAGCCGUCGGAAAAGCCGAGCCCAGCUUCCCCAACCACUCCCUCACAGACGUAAUGGUGACCUUCCACGACGAUCGCACGGCACCCAAGCUGCCUAUUGAAGGUAUAGAUCCUCUGGUCACUUAUACCAAGGGCUCCAAGUUCACUCUGCUCGUCGAGUUCUGCGCCGUUUCCGAGGACACUGUGCUUCUGAGGCUGGAGUACGAUAACACGCUCAUUUCCGAUACGGAGAUCCAGCGAAUCUGGAACCUGCUGGAGGAGGCGUUGGAGUCUAUUGUUGCUGGAAAGAGCUAUACUGAAAUCAAGGAGCGACUGCGGAAUGUCAGUCUAAACGAAAAGGAAGAUAGCGUGGUAGAGAACUACUUCGGGAAGAGCUUUGCCGCCUUCAAGAACUGA